AUUUCCAAAAAGCGGUGAAAGAAUAUCGGCCAGCGAGACGACACUAUUUGUCGUAGAUCGUGCCAAAGCUUUCAUGAUAGCGCUACUUAGAACAGAAGAGAAAGAUCAGCCUUUGAUAUUAGAUCUACCAGAGGCCACAUUCUCAACUGAUGUGCACAUAUUGAGAAACAUCAGGACGACUAUGGGGAGCAGGAAUCUCGCCAUACAGUCAGCCCAAAUUUACGGUAGUUUCGAAACCAUUCAAGACCGGACAUACGAUUAUUCAACAUUGGCGGAUAUGGAAACCUUUGAGCAGUUCCAAACAAAAUCUCAGCUAGGCAUAUCCACUCCUGUUCCCUUUCAAAUGAGGUUAUCUCAAGCAAAGCGAAUCACAAAAACUGUGCUGAAGCUCCCUUUGAUGGAGAUGCAGUGUCUCCAUAUCUCACGGGCCCUAUUACACCUCAUCGUCAGCUUGUAUCGAAACGAUAGAAUUAUGAAUGCCUUUGAGGAGGUCAUAAACACAUUAAUCGCUUAUGAUUCGAAUAAUGUCAACUCACAAGAAAUAAAAAACAGUCUUGUGCAGAUUCAUCGAGACAUUUCCUCGUGGGGUCGCAUGUGUCAGAGGAUCAAAGAGGAAUUGAACGCUCUAGGGCCCUUUGAGAUGGAAGACCCGAUGAAUGCAGCCAGACACCAUGACAAGGCGAAAGAGAUUCUCAUUCGUGGUUGUAUGGACCUAAAUAAGCUGAAGGUCAAGCCAUAUUCCGUCAGUAAACUACAAAACAAACUGGAUCCUGCUAUUCAAGCAGACAAAGGUGACCACGAUAAGGAAAUGGCAGGGUCUUCUGAACCCGAGACCUCAAAGACAAUGAUGAUCUACUUUAUGGACGAGCCCAACAGAGCCCCUGAACGCAUAGACCAAGACUGGGCUCAGUACAUGGAAAUUAUAUGGUAUAUUGCCAAUAAAUACGAAGUUGAGGAGCCGGAUAUAUGGAUCAGGCAUAGGGGAAAGCACAACCUCACGAGGAGUGGCCUAUACUGGGAAUACGUUAGACCAAAGGAAGAUAUUCCCCGGGACACGACAAGUCUCGAACUGGACGUAGUGGACCUCACAUCACGAAAUCGCUAUACCGUCGCCUUGCUACACGAUGAAGAUGACAGUGAAGCACCCAUGGUCUUAGAUAUUGGUAGAAGCGGUGGAGCUUGCUGCCGUCCGAACUGUGGGACCCUUCAAUCUCACUUGCACAACCUCUGGCCAACUAAAGUCGUCACCCGAGCCAUACGAAUUAGUGAUAGCUCAGUAGAUAUGCGGUCACGAGCGCUGAAUGAGACAGCAUUCGACAAUCAAAAACACGAUUUGUAUUUGCGAUGGGAAACUAAGCACAAAAUGCGUGCUCCUGGACAGCCAAAUGCCAAUCCUUCCCUUGGAGAGUGCUCUAGGAAAAUACAUGGACCCCGCCGUAUAUACGACUUCUCUAGCACGCGACCCAGCCAGCUAGGCUGCAAAUACAUUCAUGAUAAUGAAUUUAUUCAUCAAUCUGUCGACCUCAGUAACAUGGAGCCAAAACUAUUCGACCCUGUCACACAAAACCUUCUUCAUCACCAACCUGCCUUAUGGUUUAUUCCAGUACAAUACUUCAUAUAUGUAUAG
Acaulospora colombiana is the source of this 1627-nucleotide messenger RNA. The record is from the annotation of a GenBank genome assembly. Lineage: Eukaryota; Fungi; Glomeromycota; Glomeromycetes; Diversisporales; Acaulosporaceae.